Orbilia oligospora ATCC 24927 is the source of this 546-nucleotide messenger RNA. RefSeq lists its product as uncharacterized. The record is from RefSeq and is a predicted model, not a curated record. The transcript is spliced from 2 exons. The coding region runs from base 1 to 546 and encodes 181 amino acids. Lineage: Eukaryota; Fungi; Ascomycota; Orbiliomycetes; Orbiliales; Orbiliaceae.
AUGGCCAAGAACAGCAAAAAGCGUGGACUGAAGGUCUACUAUAGCAAGACGCUCGGAACGAUAACCGAAAGCAACAUGACUUUUGGCUUGAUGGUCCAGACGAAGAUGGACCGAAGGCUGCUCCCAAGGAUGACCCGCCAGUUAAUGAACCAUCCCCCGGAAAGAUUCCUUAAAGAAGUCGCCGCCUCAUAUCAAUCCACCGCAGAUAGUUGGAUAUUGGCAAGGCGCUCUUCAGGAGCUGCCAAGCUAGAAAGAGUCCUCACCGAAACCUUCGUCAGUGAGCCUGCAAAAAAGCCUAAACAUCAUGAUAGUUCCCAUUGCAAGGCCGAGUCAUCAAGAGGCCACCCAAACCAAAAUAUGGCCUGGGAAGAUCCCCCACCAACAAUCCAACUUAGGAGGGACCCCCCAAGUAGACAAGAAUUACUAAAGACCGAGAACCAAGCAAAGACGGACCCAAAGCCAAGCGGUCAUACAACUCCAAAGGACCAUCCGAAGCAAAGGGAAGGAGAGAGAGCGAAAGGAACAUACGAAGCCAAAGGAAGAUAG